AGAAGGAUCGAGAGAGAUGGGGAGUGGAGGGGGGAAGCCGCUGGGGGCGACGGGGGAGUUUUUCCGGCGCCGGGACGAGUGGAGGAAGCACCCGAUGCUCACCAACAACCUCCGCCACGCCACCCCGGGCCUCGGCAUCGCCCUCGUCGCCUUCGGCAUCUACCUCCUCGGCGAGGCCGCCUACAACCGCUUCAAUCGCCCCGAUCCCCAUUCCCACUCCUCCGAAUCCCAUCACCAUCACUGAUCUCACCGCCACCCUAGAGGUGGAGUAGCUCAAGAAGAAGUUUGGCAUCUUCGGGCCUGUCUGGUCAUGGUGUUUUUUUCCAUUUUCAAUGAAACAUUAUCCGUGUAAUUAUACUUGUUUAAGUGUUUUACCGUGAACCGGCUUCAUAAUCCCCAAUCCGGGACAAGUAACUGUUGAACUCAGCCAGUUUCAUUGUUCUAUCAAGCAGGAUGUUUUUGUUGAUA
This is a messenger RNA of Ananas comosus (pineapple), 468 nucleotides long. RefSeq names its product NADH dehydrogenase [ubiquinone] 1 beta subcomplex subunit 3-B-like. The record is from RefSeq and is a predicted model, not a curated record. Gene Ontology annotation, biological process: mitochondrial respiratory chain complex I assembly; electron transport chain. Gene Ontology annotation, cellular component: mitochondrion. The transcript has 2 exons. Lineage: Eukaryota; Viridiplantae; Streptophyta; Magnoliopsida; Poales; Bromeliaceae. The coding region runs from base 17 to 244 and encodes 75 amino acids.